Molecule: messenger RNA, 2323 nt
Organism: Lepisosteus oculatus (spotted gar)
Lineage: Eukaryota; Metazoa; Chordata; Actinopteri; Semionotiformes; Lepisosteidae
Source: RefSeq, a predicted model, not a curated record
AAAAUAAAUUACAGAGUAGUGAUACAUAUAACUUACAGUAAAAUAAAGCUUUUUAUGUAUUUAAUAGAAAUGGGAAAAAUGAACAUGCGGUGUAGAAAUGCAAGGUCAAUUAUGAAUAAAGAUCUUGGUGUAAAGGAAAUACAGUUUUCGUGAUAAACUGGGUUUUGAAAUUGAGACUGCAGGUGUUGUAACGUAGCAAUGCGCUUGAUAAUACCGUAACGGCUACUGGAGAAGAAAGUGACGUAAUAUUUUCUACUACACGCAUUUUAUGUUGCUUGCCUUGAAAAUGCGAAGCCUGUUGAAAAAAGAAAUUACACGAGGGAUAUUUUUGGAUCAGAAAGUCCCUAGGAGGGUACCCUGAGGGACUUGCACUUUAUCUGAUAUAAGGGCAUACUCAUCUGGUCUCUUCCUGUUUCUCAAGGAAACAUCUCAUUUCCCAGUUGGCUCCAAAGAAGUUCACUGGUGGAUAGUCAUGAGGCUGUGCUGCAGUCUGAGGUCAGUCAUCCGGCUGGGUGAAUCCGCAUCUCUCCACAGAAGACGUUGGAAAGGUCUUGCAAAGGAGGUCUUCAGAGGUGUGAUGUCCGGUCCAGCAGCCAGCUCCAGUGGCAAGGACUGCGUGGAGCUGUUUGGGAAACUCCACCCACGGGAUGACUAUACCAACAUCACACCCAAGAUCCUUUCAAACGUAGGGAGGAACUUGCACAACCAGAAGCACCAUCCACUGUGGCUCAUAAAAGAACGCAUAAAAGAUCACUUCUACAAGCAGUACAUGGGCCGCCAUGGGAAUCCGUUGUUUUCCGUUUAUGAUAACUUGUGUCCUGUGGUAACGGUAGAGCAGAACUUUGACAGUCUUCUGAUACCACCUGACCAUGCCAGCAGGAAGAAAGGGGACAAUUACUACCUGAACCGGGGGCACAUGCUGCGAGCACACACCUCUGCCCAUCAGAGAGAUCUGAUGCGCUCUGGUCUGGAUGCUUUCCUGGUGGCAGGGGACGUCUACAGACGAGAUGAGAUCGAUGCCAGUCACUACCCCAUCUUUCACCAGAUGGAGGGGGUGCGUCUCUUCUCAAACCAUGAGCUGUUUGCGAGUGUGGUGGACGGAGAACAUCUGCACCUGUUUGAAAAGGGUCCUCGCACCCUAGAGAAGCAGGACACGCAUACACUGGAGGCAGUGAAACUGGUGGAGUUUAAUUUAAAAGAGACUCUCCGCAAACUCAUUACUCACCUGUUUGGAGAAGACCUGGAGAUCCGCUGGGUGGAGUGCUAUUUCCCCUUCACCCACCCCUCCUUUGAAAUGGAGAUCAGAUUCCAGGGGGACUGGCUGGAGGUCCUGGGCUGUGGGGUGAUGGAGCAGCAGCUGGUCAAUUCAGCGCAUUGGAUUGCAGACGGGCGUUCAGCUUCCAGCUUGGAAAUGAUGGCAGCGAGAAAUACGAACACAGUCAAAGCUGGGGCUCAAGACAAGAUUGGCUGGGCAUUCGGUCUUGGGCUGGAGAGGCUGGCCAUGGUUCUUUACAAAAUUCCUGACAUCCGACUCUUCUGGAGUGAGGAUGAACGCUUCCUGAAGCAGUUCUGUGUGUCCCAUAUUAAUCAGAACAUCACCUUUCAGCCACUGAGCAAGUAUCCACCAUUAAUCAAUGACAUUUCAUUCUGGCUUCCAUCUGAGGGUUAUGCAGAAAAUGACUUCUACGAUUUGGUGCGAAACGUUGGGGGGGACCUCGUAGAGAAGGUGUCUCUUGUUGACAGAUUUACACACCCGAAGACAGGAAAGGUCAGUCAUUGUUAUCGCAUAACCUACCGCCACAUGGAGAGGACUCUGACACAGGAUGAAGUUCGAGAUGUUCAUCAAACUAUUGAAAGAGCAGUGGAGCAGGAGCUGGGUGUAGUAGGGAGGUACUAAACCUUGGACACUGAGAAAGGAAACCUCUGAUAAGAAAUCUGUACCUUGUCUUUAUAUAGACAUCUUUAAUCUGCUUUCAAGAAAUGGCCUCCGUGUGCUUUAUACAUUUUCUAAAGGUUAUACCAUUUAUAAGGAGCUCUACUGUAUAUAAACCCUAUUGAAACUUUCUUUUUUUGUUGUUGCUGGAAAAUGCACCAGAGACAUUUUGCCUAGUGUCAAAGAGAUUUUACAAAGAUUUUUUCCUGUAUUGUGCUGAAGAGAAAAAGAUUUUAAAACUAGCCUGUGGAGAACUGCAAAAAAUAAAUUCCACUUUCUGAAGAGGAUGUGAUCUCUGAAGUGAGUGUUGCUGUCCAUGUUAGCCUGAUGGCGUUUGUAAUUACAAACCAACAAUUUCCUAAUUAAAUUAAAUCAGUCUUGUUGUAUGAA